Molecule: messenger RNA, 4397 nt
Organism: Ostrea edulis (European flat oyster)
Lineage: Eukaryota; Metazoa; Mollusca; Bivalvia; Ostreida; Ostreidae
Exons: 3
Coding region: 69-2225 (718 amino acids)
Source: RefSeq, a predicted model, not a curated record
CAUUUAAAAUCUUCGUUUACACAAAGAAGGGUAUUCCUUAUGUAAAAAUCCCCUUUUUCUAUUUAAAAAUGGAUUCCUUGGACUGUAUACAUAUUUGGUAUUCGAACGUUUUACUUCCAUGGGAAUAUUUACCAAGAUUGAAAAUUCUUCAACAACCUUUUGAGGAAAUAAUACAAUCUCACAAGUCAACUUUUGGAAAAACGGUUUAUGAAACUUUCAGGACGCUUCUACAACCUCCUAAUGCUAUCUUUCUCAGUCUUGAUAAAGAUUAUGAAAAGCAUUAUGACUCUUUAUUGGAUAAAAGGCGAGUUGAAAAAGAAGGAUGUGUAAAUUCUCACGGACUUCAACAAGUCAUCAACGAUUCAUAUUUCAAAGGGCAGUAUGUUCCGCAAAUGUAUGUGGUGGUUGUCAAGGCUUGUAGAAUUCAACCAAAUGGACUUGCUCUUCAAAUGUGUAACGAUUCGUCCAUGCUUCUAACUAGCCUUAGUGGUGCAUGUAGUUUAGAGAACUUGGAAAACAUUGUUUACAUCCUUGGUCUACAUGACAUCGAUAUUGAUGCUACAUCAGAAAGUGAACUGUAUGCUGUCCGAAAGACGUUUGCUGAAAACAUCGGGCUUAUCAUGAAUGAUGUAGACAAGAAGCUAAUAGCUAGAGUUUUAAUUCAGGGUAAAAAUGGAAUCACUGGUCGGUUUUCGAGAUUACUUGAGAAGCAAUUCGUCAGAAAGGCCAAUGCCACGAUAACCUUUGUUCGGAAGUCUAUUGAUAAUAGCAGGAAACGAAUUCAAAAUUGGUGUAUUGGAGAUGAUGGGAAAAUCAUUCUCUCUCAUUACAGAAGUAAUGAAGAGCUGAUAAAUUUCCGUUUCCUACAAUUAUUACCAGAUGAUCAAAACUUGGACAGAGUAAUUCAAACAAUCGCAUCUACAUUAGCCAAAGAAGUAAACCAAGCUUUGGUUGGACACAUAACAUCCAUUGUGUCGGACGAUUUGUUUGCCUUCCCAAAGCAUGAAAUUCCAUUGUAUGGACCAGAAUACAAAAUUAGAAAACAUGUUAAACGUAUCGUGAAAAACAGGCGACCAUCUUCUUUGUGGCCUUUGAAGUUUGUUCUGUCGGACUUCAUCGACGACAAGGCUGUAGGGCUAAUGAUGAAUUCUUUUGAGGAAAGCUUCUGUAUGGAUUGGAAUGAGAAAACUGCAAGAAAAGCCAACGAAGUCAAAACAGCAAUUGAUGGACUUCAACGCGCUAUCAAGCAACAAGAGAACAUGCUUACAGAACAAAUCCCUUUCGAAAUACAGCUAGCUCUUGAAAGAUUUGAAGAAAUCCGCUCCAUAAAAAAGACUUCUCAAACAUUCACCAUCAAAGUGAAAAACACAGCACACAUUCAGAGGAGCCAAUUCUUUAAAGAUCAAGUAGACAAGCUUUUGAAAGAAAUGUGGCCCGAGUUCAAAGGAAAUCUCAAAAUUGUUCCAUCGGUAAAAGGUAUAAUAUUUAUGAAAACUCUAGAAUCUGGAUGCACAAUAUGCAUUAAAAAGAACAGUCGGGGCGAUUUGGGAAAGGGAAUAGGGUGUGUAUUCGGCGAGGACUCCAAGAGUGCAAAAUAUAUAUUCACAUGCUCACAUGUCGCACCCCCGGAAGAAAGGGUUUAUACAACUGAGAAGCAAUUCAUAGGAAAAUCCAAAAAACGUUAUACCAUAGAACCAUCUGAUGAUAUUACAGGAGCAUUUAAUGAUUUUACAGCGAUUAAAGUUUCUUCUCAUUCAGAAGUAGAAUUGCGCCAAAGGCUGUAUCAUCCUUUUGGAAAAACGUCCAACUUGAGAGUAUUUAACGGCAAUUACCAAAACCUCUAUGACAAAAAAUUAUAUUUAUACAAAACUUCAAAUCUUCGUCCGGUUUUUGUCGCAUACAAUGGAGAAACAUAUGAAAAAAUUGACAGUAGCUCAUCCGAAUCUGAAAUGGAGGAUUCACGGACAGGAACAAGCGGCUCUCAGUUUAGAAGAAGCGAUACAAUUCGUUAUGAAGAUGGGGACAAAAAAUUCAAACUUCAGCAAGGCGACAGCGGCUCGGCAAUCUGCUACUACGACGCUGAGAAAGAUGAAGUUGUUGUUGUUUUCCUUCUUAUAGGAUGCAACGAUGAUGAUGAAGAAGAAGAGUUCCUUUGCUGUCGAUUUUCUGAAUGUUUACAAUGUUUAAAACUUCGGGAACCGUCCAUGGCACUUCUUCGCACGUAGAUCUAAUGGUAAAAGUUGAAAGGGAAUCGUAAAAGGGGUGUCAUGCGGGAAAAACGAUGUAAAGGAUACAAAAUAUUCUGAUGUAUAGUUCAUAAAGGUUUUAGGAGUGACUGAAAAGAAGGGGGAAAGUUAGUGCAAGCAGACACAUUGUUUCUAUAUUGAAAAUAUGUGAAAUAAUGGUGGAAAACAUAUAUACACAUGUCAAUAAUUCAUUGAAAUAUCAAUGAUUUUGACGUUUUAACAUCAACACCAACAGCGGUUUUUCAAUGCAAAAAUACGUUGAAAAUUGGGACGAAUUUCGAUGUUGGAGAUGCAUCAAUUGCUGAAUUUUGAUAUUGAAACAAGAUUAGAAAUAUUACAUUUUGAUUUACAUAUACAUGUACAUGUAUUAGCGAACUACUUCAAUUUUGAAACAAUAAGUUUCACACAUUGCCAACCUUGAUCCAUAUUUCAUCAACUCAAUGCUACCUCAUGACCAAGUUUUCUUCCUUUUCAUAAUAAUUUCACAAAUAUGAAAGAGAUUUCAAUCUCAAACAUUUAAAAAAAAAAAAGAACGAAAAAACAUGUUUAACACACAGAAGGUUCUUGUCUUUGUUUCAAUGUUAUAUCAAGGUCACACUUUUCAUACCCAAAGACCUGAAAUUCCAUUAGAACAGACAUAAAUUGUAUAUAAUUAUGAAUCACAUAUUACAAAUUUUGUCUUAAUUUCCAGCAUAAUCACUAUGUAUGAAAUAAUUCUGUCUGGUUGCAUAGCAGAAUAAAGACUGGCAAAUUCAAUUACAAGGAAGACCGAAAUUCCUGUAAUUUCAGAGUUUGGCACAUUAAUCGUUACUUCUGCAGUCCUAUUUAUACUGCUUAAAUUUUCUUGUUUAGUUUACAUAUUGUCGUAUAUAUAGGAGAGAGGAGAAAAUCUUUGGCUGGACCGGGAAUCGAACCAGAGACCCCUGCAUCACUAGUUCAGGUGCUCUAACCACUGAGCUACCCAGGCUGAUAUCCACGGUCCGUAUAGCCCCAACUACUACAAUAUAAUACUAGUGUAAUAAAGUAGAUAAUGAUAAAGUGAAAGGAAGGGAGGAAAAUGCAACGGACCAGACCGGGAUUCGAACCCGAGCCCCCUGAAUCUCUAGUCAUGUGCUCUACCUACUGAGCUAACUGGCCACCGGGGAUCGAACCCGGCUGACCACUACAUUCCUCCCUCCUUUCAAUCUCUUCGUCCUCAAAGACACAACCCAGAUUCUUUUUGCCCCUGGCAGGACUUUAACCUGCAAGUCCAAGAGGUGGUAAACAGCACCAAAUGUAGUAUAGGAGAGGAGAAAAUAUGUGGCUGGACUGGGAAUCGAACCCAGGAUCCCUGCAUUACUAGUCAUGUGUUCUAACCACUGAGCUAUCCAGGCCGAUAUCCUCAGUCCGUAUAGCCCCAAUUACUACAUUCCUCCCUCCUUAAAUUACCUUCGACUUCGAAGACACAACCCAGAUUCUUUUUCGCCCCUCAUAGGACAACCUGCAGUGCAGGGAUGGUCACAGCACCAAAUGUAACAGGAAGAGAGAAAAUGCAACGGACCAGAACAUGAUUCGAACCCAAACCCCCUGAAUCUCUAGUCAGGUGUUCUACCAACUGAGCUAUCUGGCCACUGGCGAUCGAACUCGGCUGACCGCUACAAAAGAAAGAGAAGCUGAUUUUCUCCAUUCUUUGUUUUCAGUUUAGAGUUUCCUCUAUUAGGGUCAGUACUUAAGCGUUGAUUAGUUCAGUAAAACAAAAGUUUCUUAAAUCAUGUGUGGUAGUUUCGGUUUUACCUUUACAUGUACUUCUGGAUUUCGAUUCCGAUGUAAAUUAUUUACCCGCUGUAUUUGAACACGCCUACUUUAUCUUUCAGCCAAUAACUUUAAUGACAGUUUCUAUUGUUUAAAUUACUAUAUAAAGCCAUGCAGCGAACAAUUCAUCAAAGCGAGACAGCUGGCCUUGCUAGCUACACUUCACCUUCCCAUCUCCCUAUACUGGAAUCAAGUCUCGUUUGUCUGUUUUGUCCUUAUACUUUGCCCCUUUUAACUUACUAAAUUAAUAUAUUACCUUUGGGUUGGGAGAAUUUCUUGAUAGUUUAUAGGCUAAGUUCUAGGCUUUAGGAAUGUGUAUUUGUCAUAUUCAUACUACUGGUAAUAAAUUCGUUAAGUGUU